CGCGACAUAUCUUCAACAUGAGAGGCGGCCUAGCUCCCAAUUUACGAUUUUGCCAUCCAUCCGUGCCCUCGACCUUAUUUAUGCAUUGUCACCUCCGACGAUCUAAAAACGGUUCUCUAUUCUUCACUCCACCUCCUCAUCGCCAGCUGCGAUUCUCUCGGUUUCCCUUUCCAUUUGUUGUAGCUUCAUCUUCUUCGAUCAUGGAGGAUACAAUCCGAUCUGCUGAAGCUUCGAAGCCACCCUUCUCCGUGCUAUUCGUCUGCCUCGGUAAUAUUUGCCGGAGCCCCGCUGCGGAGGCGGUGUUUACUGAUAUCGUGAGGAAAAGGGGAUUGGAGUCUAAAUUCAGGAUCGACUCCGCGGGCACCAUUGGUUACCAUGAGGGAAAUCCGGCGGACUCGCGUAUGAGGGCGGCGGCUAAGAAGCGCGGAAUCGAGGUUACUUCAAUCUCCCGGCCGGUACAGCCAUCUGAUUUCAGAGUUUUUGAUCUCAUUCUUGCAAUGGACAUGCAGAAUAGAG
This is a messenger RNA of Phalaenopsis equestris, 516 nucleotides long. Its product is annotated as putative low molecular weight protein-tyrosine-phosphatase slr0328. The record is from RefSeq and is a predicted model, not a curated record. Gene Ontology annotation, molecular function: protein tyrosine phosphatase activity. Lineage: Eukaryota; Viridiplantae; Streptophyta; Magnoliopsida; Asparagales; Orchidaceae. Gene Ontology annotation, biological process: protein dephosphorylation.